Molecule: messenger RNA, 213 nt
Organism: Lodderomyces pseudojiufengensis
Lineage: Eukaryota; Fungi; Ascomycota; Pichiomycetes; Serinales; Debaryomycetaceae
Exons: 1
Coding region: 1-213 (70 amino acids)
Source: RefSeq, a predicted model, not a curated record
AUGGAGUCUACAAACAAUCAACAACAACCAAAUGAUACUGAUUCUUUACCAAAAAAUGAAAUAGAAUUAAAAAGAAGAACUGAAAUCAUGCAUUCGAUAGAAAAUAUGGAUUAUUUAUUAUCGGUGGCAGAAGCUCAAAAAAAAUCAGUAGAAGAAGUAAUAUAUGAUUUAAAAUUAGAAUUAAUAAAUGGAAGAGGACCAAUGUUUUAUUAA